Messenger RNA from Hibiscus syriacus, 5962 nucleotides. RefSeq names its product probable serine/threonine protein kinase IREH1. Bases 143 to 5641 code for a protein of 1832 amino acids. The record is from RefSeq and is a predicted model, not a curated record. The transcript is spliced from 22 exons. NCBI's taxonomy places the organism in Eukaryota, Viridiplantae, Streptophyta, Magnoliopsida, Malvales, Malvaceae. Gene Ontology annotation, biological process: intracellular signal transduction; peptidyl-serine phosphorylation. Gene Ontology annotation, molecular function: ATP binding; protein serine/threonine kinase activity.
ACGCUUUCCUCUUUUCUUCCAACUACGAACUAAGCUUAUUUCUCUUUUUAUGAAAGAAGAUGGCUAGAGUUGAAGGAAGAAUCAUUUAGCGGCGGUUCUGCCCUUCAUCCAUCCUUCCUUGUGCUCUAGGAAAGACGACGAAAUGGUGUUCAAGAACAAGUUAUUCUUCUCUUCUAAGAAAUCUGCUUCUUCUAGUCCCGAUGGAUCCAACAGCCCUCGUUCCGCUUCCCAUUCCCCGAUCCGAUCCGACAAGAAAAAACCCAAAGCUUCACUCUCCACCUCUGAUUCCCAACAGAUCCCCAAUCCACCCUCCCCUUUCAGUCCCAAGCAAAUCCAAGUCAAACCCAAAGGACCCCAAACCCCUGCUGCCAAGCCCUCUUCUUCUACCUCCAAGAAGCCCGAUGCCAAGGACGGGCCUUCUUCCGUCUCGCCCCUGCUGGCCUCUUCCUUGGGGUUGAAUCGGAUAAAGACCCGAUCCGGUCCCUUGCCCCAGGAGAGUUUUUUCAGUUUCAGAGGGGAGAAAAGUGCCUCUGCUUCAGUGCUUGGAGCUAGUAACUUGUCCAGGCCAGGAGGUUCAACUAGCGCUCGGGGCAGUGCUAACUCUGGGAAAUCGGGUUCUGGGAAGAAAGUCGGGUUGAACCAGAGGUUACUGCAAGAAAGUUUGCUUGACAACGCGAGCAAUUCGGAUAGUAUGUCAACUGGAAGUGCUAGUGCUGGGUGGCACUCUAGAGAGCAGAGCCCUAGUCUACAAGGGAAGUCCCAGUUGCAGAAUGGGGAAUCAUCCUCCGGAGCUGGGCGACACGAAUCACCAUGGGGCCACUCUGGAGGCUUUAAAAGUUCUGAUUUUCGUGCACCUGAGACUUCAUAUGAUUGUGAAAACGCCAAGGAGUCUGAAUCCCCCCGUUUUCAAGCUAUUCUUCGACUUACAAGUGGGCCUCAGAAGAGGUUUCCUGCUGAUAUUAAGAGCUUUUCCCAUGAAUUAAAUUCGAAAGGAGUGCGGCCUUUCCCAUUUUGGAAACCUAAACGCUUAAACAACUUGGAGGAAAUUGUGGUUGUCAUUCGGGCAAAAUUUGAAAAAGCGAAAGAGGAAGUGAACUCUGAUUUGGCUAUUUUUGCUGCAGAUCUGGUUGGAAUUCUCGAAAAGAAUUCUGAAAGUCAUCCCGAGUGGCAGGAGUCCAUUGAGGAUUUGCUGAUUCUGGCUCGACGCUGUGCUAUGACACCACCUGGAGAGUUCUGGCUUCAGUGUGAAGGCAUUGUUCAGGAGCUAGAUGAUAAGCGUCAAGAACAUCCUCAAGGAAUGCUGAAGCAGCUGUAUACACGGAUGCUUUUCAUUCUCACAAGGUGUACAAGAUUGUUGCAGUUCCACAAAGAAAGUGGGCUGGCUGAGGAUGAACCUGUGAUACAGCUUCGCCAAUCUAGACUCCUGCAUCCUGCAGACAAGAGAACUUCCUCAGGGCUCCUAAGAGAAGCUAAAAGUUUGAGUGUGUCAAAGGCUUCAAAAGCCUCCUCAUCUAAGAAAUCUUAUAGUCAGGAGCAACAUGCCUUAGAUUGGAGGAAGGACCAUGUUGUACUGCCAGGAAGUUUGAUUGCUCCCAUUGACGAAACUGAAAAGAACAUGGAAUCUUCUGUGAGCAGAGAUAGGAUAGCUUCCUGGAAGAAACUCCCGUCUCCUGCCAAAAAAAGUCCAAAGGAAGUAACUACUUCCAUGGAGCAGAAUAAUAGAAUGGUUGAAACCUGGAAAAAAACAAGAGCUUCUGAUGUAGAUCUGACUGCCGUUAAGCUUCAGGAGCCUACUCCUGCAAAAGAAUCUCAAGAACAUUCUUCUAAGCAUCAGCACAAAGUUUCUUGGGGUUAUUCGUCCCGAUGGAUCCAACAGCCCUCGUUCCGCUUCCCAUUCCCCGAUCCGAUCCGACAAGAAAAACCCAAAGCUUCACUCUCCACCUCUGAUUCCCAACAGAUCCCCAAUCCACCCUCCCCUUUCAGUCCCAAGCAAAUCCAAGUCAAACCCAAAGGACCCCAAACCCCUGCUGCCAAGCCCUCUUCUUCUACCUCCAAGAAGCCCGAUGCCAAGGACGGGCCUUCUUCCGUCUCGCCCCUGCUGGCCUCUUCCUUGGGGUUGAAUCGGAUAAAGACCCGAUCCGGUCCCUUGCCCCAGGAGAGUUUUUUCAGUUUCAGAGGGGAGAAAAGUGCCUCUGCUUCAGUGCUUGGAGCUAGUAACUUGUCCAGGCCAGGAGGUUCAACUAGCGCUCGGGGCAGUGCUAACUCUGGGAAAUCGGGUUCUGGGAAGAAAGUCGGGUUGAACCAGAGGUUACUGCAAGAAAGUUUGCUUGACAACGCGAGCAAUUCGGAUAGUAUGUCAACUGGAAGUGCUAGUGCUGGGUGGCACUCUAGAGAGCAGAGCCCUAGUCUACAAGGGAAGUCCCAGUUGCAGAAUGGGGAAUCAUCCUCCGGAGCUGGGCGACACGAAUCACCAUGGGGCCACUCUGGAGGCUUUAAAAGUUCUGAUUUUCGUGCACCUGAGACUUCAUAUGAUUGUGAAAACGCCAAGGAGUCUGAAUCCCCCCGUUUUCAAGCUAUUCUUCGACUUACAAGUGGGCCUCAGAAGAGGUUUCCUGCUGAUAUUAAGAGCUUUUCCCAUGAAUUAAAUUCGAAAGGAGUGCGGCCUUUCCCAUUUUGGAAACCUAAACGCUUAAACAACUUGGAGGAAAUUGUGGUUGUCAUUCGGGCAAAAUUUGAAAAAGCGAAAGAGGAAGUGAACUCUGAUUUGGCUAUUUUUGCUGCAGAUCUGGUUGGAAUUCUCGAAAAGAAUUCUGAAAGUCAUCCCGAGUGGCAGGAGUCCAUUGAGGAUUUGCUGAUUCUGGCUCGACGCUGUGCUAUGACACCACCUGGAGAGUUCUGGCUUCAGUGUGAAGGCAUUGUUCAGGAGCUAGAUGAUAAGCGUCAAGAACAUCCUCAAGGAAUGCUGAAGCAGCUGUAUACACGGAUGCUUUUCAUUCUCACAAGGUGUACAAGAUUGUUGCAGUUCCACAAAGAAAGUGGGCUGGCUGAGGAUGAACCUGUGAUACAGCUUCGCCAAUCUAGACUCCUGCAUCCUGCAGACAAGAGAACUUCCUCAGGGCUCCUAAGAGAAGCUAAAAGUUUGAGUGUGUCAAAGGCUUCAAAAGCCUCCUCAUCUAAGAAAUCUUAUAGUCAGGAGCAACAUGCCUUAGAUUGGAGGAAGGACCAUGUUGUACUGCCAGGAAGUUUGAUUGCUCCCAUUGACGAAACUGAAAAGAACAUGGAAUCUUCUGUGAGCAGAGAUAGGAUAGCUUCCUGGAAGAAACUCCCGUCUCCUGCCAAAAAAAGUCCAAAGGAAGUAACUACUUCCAUGGAGCAGAAUAAUAGAAUGGUUGAAACCUGGAAAAAAACAAGAGCUUCUGAUGUAGAUCUGACUGCCGUUAAGCUUCAGGAGCCUACUCCUGCAAAAGAAUCUCAAGAACAUUCUUCUAAGCAUCAGCACAAAGUUUCUUGGGGUUAUUGGGGAGACCAACCGACUGGUUCUGAAGAAAAUUCUAUAAUAUGUCGCAUUUGUGAGGAGGAGGUUCCCACCUCAAAAGUGGAAGAUCACUCAAGAAUAUGUGCUGUUGCUGAUCGUUGUGAUCAGAAGGGCUUAGGUGUUGACGAUCGCCUUGUAAGAAUUGCUGAAAUGCUUGAGAAGAUGACAGACUUAUUUGCUAAUAAGGAUAUGCAACAUUCAGGGAGCCCAGAUGUUGCUAAACUAUCAAAUUCAAGUGUGACUGAGGAAUCUGAUGUUCUAUCUCCUAAACUAAGUGACUGGUCCAGGAGAGGCUCAGAAGACAUGCUUGAUUGUUUUCCAGAAGUGGAUGAUUCAGUUCUUAUGGAUGACCUUAAGGGUUUGCCAUCAAUGUCAUGUAAAACUCGCUUUGGUCCGAAAUCUGAUCAAGGAAUGACAACAUCAUCUGCAGGAAGCAUGACUCCUAGAUCCCCUUUAUUGACACCAAAAAAUAGUCAGAUAGACUUGUUAUUGUCGGGCAAGGGUACCUUUUCUGAGCAAGAAGAUCUCCCACAGAUGAAUGAACUUGCUGAUAUUGCCAGAUGUGUAGCAAAUACACCAUCCGUUGAUGAUCGUUCUGUGCCAUAUUUGCUGUCUUGUCUUGAAGACUUGAAACUUGUCAUAGAUCGCAGAAAAUUUGAUGCGCUAACAGUAGAAACAUUUGGUGCACGCAUUGAGAAGCUUAUCAGGGAGAAGUACUUGCAAUUUUGUGAGCUAGUCGAGGAUGAAAAGGUUGAUAUAACAAGCACUGUCAUUGAUGAGGAUGCUCCUUUAGAGGAUGAUGUGGUUCGUAGUUUGAGGACUAGCCCUAUUCAUUCAUCUAAGGACCGUACCUCCAUAGAUGACUUUGAGAUAAUAAAACCAAUUAGUCGUGGAGCAUUUGGACGUGUUUUCUUAGCAAAAAAGAGGACAACAGGGGAUCUUUUUGCAAUAAAGGUGCUAAAGAAGGCAGAUAUGAUUCGCAAGAAUGCAGUUGAAAGUAUAUUAGCAGAGCGUGACAUUUUGAUUUCAGUCCGCAACCCAUUUGUGGUUCGCUUUUUCUAUUCAUUUACAUGCCGUGAAAACUUGUACCUUGUGAUGGAGUAUUUAAAUGGAGGUGAUUUAUAUUCAUUGUUAAGAAAUUUGGGCUGUUUGGAUGAAGAGGUUACCCGUGUAUACAUUGCAGAACUUGUGCUCGCCUUGGAGUAUUUACAUUCUUUGCACGUGGUUCAUCGUGAUUUGAAGCCUGAUAAUUUGUUGAUUGCACAUGAUGGUCAUAUCAAGUUGACAGAUUUUGGGCUAUCAAAAGUUGGUCUCAUCAACAGUACUGAUGAUUUGUCUGGUCCAGCAGUUAGCGGAACAUCUCUACUUGAUGAUGAGCAGCCUCAGUUAUGUGCAUCUGAGCAUCAGCAUGAGAGGCGGAAGAAACGUUCUGCUGUUGGUACACCUGACUAUUUGGCGCCUGAGAUUCUUUUGGGAACAGGACAUGGUGCAACCGCAGAUUGGUGGUCCGUAGGUGUCAUUUUAUUUGAAAUGAUUGUUGGCAUUCCACCUUUCAAUGCAGAGCAUCCACUGAUAAUAUUUGAUAAUAUUCUCAACCGUAAAAUACCUUGGCCACGGGCACCAGAAGAAAUAAGCCUGGAAGCAAAAGAUCUAAUUGAUGGACUGUUGACUGAAGAUCCUCAUCAGAGGCUUGGAUCCAGAGGAGCUUCCGAGGUGAAGCAGCAUGUAUUUUUCAAAGAUAUCAAUUGGGACACACUUGCAAGGCAGAAGGCUGCCUUUGUUCCCAGUUCAGAGAGUGCUCUUGAUACUAGUUACUUUACAAGUCGUUACUCAUGGAAUACUUCAAAUGAGCAUGCAUAUCCUGGUAGUGAAUUUGAUGAUUCGAGUGAUGUUGACAGCUUAAGUGGUAGUAGUAGUUGCCUGAGCAACCGCCAAGAGGAAGUGGGAGAUGAAUUUGGAGGUCUUGCUGAAUUUGAGUCCGGUUCAUCUGUCAAUUAUUCUUUCAGUAAUUUCUCAUUUAAGAAUCUGUCCCAGCUGGCAUCAAUUAACUAUGAUCUGCUUUCUAAAGGGUGGAAGGACGAUCAUCCAGCGAAUUCUAAUGCAUAGGAAGAUCCUCAUUUUUCGGGAGAGCUUGGGAUGUUUGUUUUAGACAUUGAUGUGUUGGUUGUAUACCCUGUACAUAGAUAGAAGAAAACUUGGGAUUGAAACUGCUGCUUGGGGAAGUAAAAGGCUCCAUCUACACGGGGGAUUUGAAAUUAUUAGUUGAGCAGCUGCUUUUGACUUCUGAGAACCUUUAAUGUAAAACCCUACUUUAAAAGCUGCAGUUUGAGUUAUGGGGCUCCCUUUAUUUUUAUUGUUAUCUCUAGCCUUUCACUCUUAAACAUCAGCAAUGAAAUCACAUCCCAUUUUAUUUUGGAGAGUUUAAAC